GUGUUAUUAUGUCGUAUAAUACUACUAUCAUCCUCCGAUUCAAACCCUUUCAAUUCCUUGCCAAUCGUCUUUAUUCAUCCUCUACCAUUUCUCACUAUCUCCAUCUUCGCAUCAACUCCUUCCUCGCCACUUCUUCACUCUCCGCCCUUCCUUCCCUUCUUCAGUACCACGCUUAUCUAAUCUCGACUGGCCAUUCCAACAAUAUUUUCAUAGCUGCAAAGCUCAUCUCUCUUUACUCCUUCCUCAGAGAGCCCAGCUUGUCGCGUAAGGUAUUUGACCCACUUCGUCUUAAGGACACCUUUCUAUGGAACUCUAUCAUUAAGGCUUACUUCUCAAAUGGGGAAUACACUGAAGCGAUUCGCUGCUAUUGCUUCAUGCAAUCAUCUAAUGUACCCAUAAAUGAUUUCACACUGCCUAUGGUUGUUACUUCCUGUGCCGAAGAUUUGGCAACGAUACAUGGCACUAGCAUACAUGGGUUCGUCUUAAAGACUGCGGCUUUUAAUGGGAAUUCCGCCAUUGGUUCUUCUUUCGUGUAUAUGUAUUCAAAGUUCGGAUGUAUGGAGGAUGCAGCUGUUGUGUUCGAUGAAAUUACCAUGAAAGAUGUGGUGGCUUGGACGGCUCUUGUUGUUGGAUAUGUGCAGAAUGGUGAAAGUGAGAAGGGUUUGGAAUGUAUUGUUGUGAUGCAUAGGAUUGAUGAGUAUGAUGAGAAACCCAACUUCAGAACAUUAAAUGGAGGUUUCAAGGCUUGUGGAGACUUGGGGGCUUUGAUAGAAGGCAAGUGCUUACACGGUUUAGCCACCAAAAGUGGAGUUACUUCAUUUCCAGUUAUUAAAUCUUCACUCCUCUCUAUGUAUUCUAAAUGUGGGAGCAUUCGGGAAUCGUAUCUCUCAUUCUCUGAAGUUCCAGACAAAGAUAUUGUUUCUUGGACAUCUAUGCUUGGUGCAUAUGCUCGAUUAGGGCGUCUGAAUGAAUGCUUGGAUCUAUAUUUGGAAAUGCAGGCUGCCGGAGUAGAUCCAGAUGAGAUUGCUAUCAGUUGUGUGCUUUCCGGUUUCAGUCAUUCCUCGAGACUCUCUGAUGGUAAGGCCUUUCAUGGAAUUAUUACAAAAAAAAAUAUAUUGAGCCGAGCGUUGAAGAAUGCUCUUAUGUCAAUGUAUUGCAAGUUUGGACAAUUAGCUCUUGCAGAGAAGCUUUUUGACAAACUACAUGACAGGGACAAAGAAUCCUGGAACAUCAUGGUUCUCCAGUAUGGUAAGGCUGGUGAGGCACUAAAAUGUAUUGAACUGUUCAGAGACAUGAUAGUUGUAGACAUUGAACUUGAUUCCAAAGUUUUUUCAUCUGUAAUUUCGUCAUGUUCACGGUUGGCAUCUGCAUAUUUAGGCCGAUCAGUUCAUGGAUAUGCUAUUAGACAUUUGCGGCAUGAGCAUACCUCAAUUGCCAAUGCACUCAUAGAUAUGUACGGUAAAAGUGGAUAUUUCACAAUUGCUUCGAGAAUUUUUUAUAAUGUGGAUCAGGAUACUAGUACAUGGAAUGCCUUGAUUUCAUCUUAUGCUCAUAAUGAGUUAUUUGUUGAGGCUUUGAGCAUUUUUGACAAUAUGCUUACGGAGGGUUUUAUGCCAAAUGAUGCUACACUGGUCAGUGUUCUCUCUGCAUGUUCUCAUACUGCUUCACUAAACAAGGGAGAAGAAAUUCACAAUCUUGCCAAAGAUGGAGGUUUUGUAACAAAAAUAUCCGUUGCAACUGCUCUAGUAGACAUGUAUGCAAAAUGUGGGCAACUUGAGAAAUCAAGAGAAAUAUUUGAAGCUAUGCAAGAAAAAGAUGUUGUUUCUUGGAAUGUCAUGAUCUCAGGUUAUGGUUUGCAUGGAGAUGCUGAAUCUUCCUUACAGAUUUUUCAGAAAAUGGAGCAUUCAGGUAUGAGGCCAAAUGGACUUACCUUUCUGGCUGUUUUAUCAGCAUGUGCUCACGCAGGGCUUGUUGAAGAAGGUAAGAGCCUCUUCUUUAGAAUGAGAGACCAUUCUCUGUCUCCCACAUUGAAGCAUUAUGCUUGUAUGGUAGACCUUCUUGGGAGAUCGGGCAAUCUACAGGAGGCAGAAGCUUUACUUCUUUCAAUCCCUACUACUGCUGAUGGAGUUCUAUGGGGUGCUCUGUUAAGUGCUUGCAAAACUCACAAUGAUCCCAAGAUGGGUAUAAGGAUUGCAAAGCAUGCUAUUGAAGCGGAUCCCACAAAUGAUGGGUACUAUGUUAUAAUUUCUGACCUAUAUACAUCGCUAGGAAUGUGGCAGGAGGUAGAAAGGACGAGGACAUUAAUGAUGGAAAAUAGGAUCAGGAAGAACGCAGGUUGGAGCAAAUUGUGAGUUAUGAGAAAUCAUUGUCUUCUUUUAGUGGCUGGGAAUUGGAGUAAAUUCUAGUCAUGCUCAUGCCCAGUCGGAACAACUGCAUUAGCUUUAACGGCUAAAAUACAUGCAUCGGCCUUGAAAUGAUGUCUGGCCGAUGUCUGGCCAGCAGUUUUGACCCCUUUUUAGUAGUAUGGAUCAAAGUGUGAAGGGUUCAUGGCGGUGGGAUGAUGUGCUGGUCUCGAAAAAAAGUAGUCUUUGGAAAAAAACUUGUGGGACGUUUGGGGUUGUUUGAAGAAUCCCAAAUAAUUUUUUCAAAACAAGAAAGUGUCAAUGUGGAUGGAUUUUUUGUCUUCUGCUUUUUCCAUGGAUGAAUAAGGUACCUAGAAUCUGAAGAAAUAAGAUUUGGCUGCUUCUAAGAGACAAAAGCUGGAGAAGAGUGACAACUACAAUGGCUGUUUGGAGGAGAAAUGGAAUUACAGAUGUAGCCAAUUGGAGCAUUAAUUUUGUUAUUAUUAUUUCUUCACGAUGAAUGGAAUCAACUGAAUCCCAAAUUAAGGGAUUUGGGGAAGAGAGAUACAAAAGUGGUGUUCCUAUUCCUAGCUAGCUUAGCUAGGAUGGGGUACCAAAAUUAACCAAAUUAUUAGAUAGCUAUAGAGUAUAGACCUUUCAAUGGUUCUAUUAUUUAUCUAUAAUAAAUAGAGGGAACCUA
Molecule: messenger RNA, 3042 nt
Organism: Impatiens glandulifera
Lineage: Eukaryota; Viridiplantae; Streptophyta; Magnoliopsida; Ericales; Balsaminaceae
Product: pentatricopeptide repeat-containing protein At4g39952, mitochondrial
Exons: 4
Coding region: 9-2351 (780 amino acids)
Biological process (GO): RNA modification
Molecular function (GO): protein binding; RNA binding
Source: RefSeq, a predicted model, not a curated record